Messenger RNA from Myotis davidii, 4257 nucleotides. RefSeq names its product nuclear factor I/C (CCAAT-binding transcription factor) (gene NFIC). Gene Ontology annotation, cellular component: nucleus. Bases 1 to 1752 code for a protein of 583 amino acids. The transcript has 14 exons. Gene Ontology annotation, biological process: regulation of transcription by RNA polymerase II. Gene Ontology annotation, molecular function: DNA-binding transcription factor activity, RNA polymerase II-specific; RNA polymerase II cis-regulatory region sequence-specific DNA binding. The record is from RefSeq and is a predicted model, not a curated record. Lineage: Eukaryota; Metazoa; Chordata; Mammalia; Chiroptera; Vespertilionidae.
AUGGAUAGCAAAGCCUUGGGCCUGUUCCUGCCCCUUGGAAGGCUGUGUGGCGGCUGGACCUGGUCAUGGUCAUCCUCUUCAAGGGCAUCCCCCUGGAGAGCACCGACGGCGAGCGCCUGGUCAAGGCGGCGCAGUGCGGCCACCCGGUGCUCUGCGUGCAGCCGCACCACAUCGGCGUGGCCGUCAAGGAGCUUGACCUCUACCUGGCCUACUUCGUGCGCGAGAGAGGAUGAGUUCCACCCGUUCAUCGAGGCGCUGCUGCCUCACGUGCGCGCCUUCGCCUACACCUGGUUCAACCUGCAGGCGCGGAAGCGCAAGUACUUCAAGAAGCACGAGAAGCGGAUGUCCAAGGACGAGGAGCGCGCGGUGAAGGACGAGCUGCUGGGUGAGAAGGCCGAGGUGAAGCAGAAGUGGGCGUCGCGGCUGCUGGCCAAGCUGCGCAAGGACAUCCGGCCCGAGUGCCGCGAGGACUUCGUGCUGGCCAUCACCGGCAAGAAGGCGCCGGGCUGCGUGCUCUCCAACCCCGACCAGAAGGGCAAGAUGCGCCGCAUCGACUGCCUGCGCCAGGCCGACAAGGUGUGGCGGCUGGACCUGGGCCAGGUUCCCGUCCCUUCCUCCGGCUCCUCCCGCUACAACUCCUUCCCUUUGAUAUCCAGGACCUGGAGCAGUUGGCUGGGAAUUCCAGGGCCUGGCUUUGGCUCUCUCUCCAGCUGGCUGGCGCUGGGAGGCCGACGUGGCAGCCCAGCAAAGCCAGCUACACUUGGAAGGCCGCGAAGGUUGGAAAAUAAACCAGACGCGGAGCAGAGCGGCAGUCCCCGGGCCGGGAUGGGCUCUGACCAGGAGGACAGCAAGCCCAUCACGCUGGACACAACCGACUUCCAGGAGAGCUUUGUCACCUCUGGUGUGUUCAGUGUCACCGAGCUCAUCCAAGUGUCCCGGACACCUGUGGUGACUGGAACGGGACCUAACUUCUCAUUGGGUGAGCUUCAGGGGCACCUGGCAUAUGACCUGAAUCCAGCCAGCACCGGCAUGAGAAGAACGCUACCCAGCACUUCCUCCAGUGGGAGCAAGCGGCACAAAUCGGGCUCGAUGGAGGAAGACGUAGACACCAGCCCCGGCGGCGAUUACUACACCUCGCCCAGCUCUCCCACGAGUAGCAGCCGAAACUGGACGGAGGACAUGGAAGGAGGCAUCUCAUCCCCGGUGAAGAAGACAGAGAUGGACAAGUCACCCUUCAACAGCCCGUCUCCCCAGGACUCGCCGCGCCUCUCCAGCUUCACCCAGCACCACCGGCCUGUCAUAGCCGUGCACAGUGGGAUCGCCCGGAGCCCGCACCCGUCCUCGGCCCUGCACUUCCCCACCACCUCCAUCCUGCCCCAGGCAGCCUCCACCUACUUCCCUCACACAGCCAUACGCUACCCACCUCACCUCAACCCCCAGGACCCGCUCAAAGAUCUCGUCUCACUGGCCUGUGACCCUGCCAGCCAGCAACCUGGACCGUUAAAUGGAAGUGGUCAGCUCAAAAUGUCCAGUCACUGCCUUUCUGCUCAGAUGCUGGCACCCCUGCCCCCCGGGCUGCCGAGGCUGGCGCUUCCCCCUGCCACCAAACCCACCUCCGGGGGAGGAAGCACGUCACCGACCUCGCCCUCCUACUCUACGCCCGGCACGUCCCCUGCAAACCGUUCCUUUGUGGGAUUAGGACCAAGGGAUCCAGCGGGCAUUUAUCAGGCACAGUCCUGGUACCUGGGAUAAGAACGAUUUCUUCCCACGCCCUGCUCCUUCGUCCGGGUGGGCUGCACAGCCGGCCCCAGCCCACGUUUUCGGUGGAAAGUUAAAGCAAAGCAAGAACACCCUGCCGACUCCCAGCCCAGCCGAAAAGACAAAACACAUAGACACAUACACACAGGAGGAAAAAAAGAAAAAGCCAAAAAAAAAAAGACAAAUGGGAAAAAAAUCAUAAAAAUAAACCCACCCAAGCAAGAAGACAAAAGGCAAAGACGGCAACGCUUCGGACCCUUGGGACGCCACAGCUGGACCUGCCCCCCUCGGACCUGCCCCCCUCGGCAGAGGGCACGAGGACAUGACAGUGCCCGGGGGCCUCUCUAAGUUACUCAUCUCUCACUGCUGCUCUGGAAAGGCAGGUGCCCGCCUCCACCUCCACCUGGACCAGGUGAGCACAGCCUGAUGCCCGGGCCCAGGCCCCACGGGGCAGGACGCCCAGCAGGGCCACCUCUCCCCCGUGUCCCCUUCGUCUCUGCCGCCAGGAUGUUGGCCAGGCUUCCCACGCCGGUGGUGACCUUUCCGAGCAGGAAGGCAGGCGCCACGGAGGCCGGGGCGGGCAGGGGAGCGACAAGGGCAGACGAAGGUUGUGGGAGACCCUGGGCCUCACCAGGGGUCAAGGACAUGUGGCAGAUUUGUUCUCAGGAGCGUCCUGGGGCCGUCACGGGAUCUCUACCUGCCCCACAGCGUGCACGUGCUGGGCUGGCUCGGGACUUUCAGCCCCGCGCCUGUCUGUCUGGGAAGAGAAGUCUCUAUGCAAUUGCCCCCCAGCCCCACCCGGCGGCAUAGAAGGCCACGCACCCCCCACCGCACCCACCGGCGGCUCCACACCCCCAGGGGAGGGAUCCACGUUGCACACACUGUAAGAAAUGCACUUUCCGAGGAAGGGGCUGUGGGGGCGGAAUGGGAAGACCCAGAGCUCCUCAAGGAAGGAGGUCGUCUGGCGUCUCCAUCCACUGAGCCCUGGGCGGGGAGGACCCUUCCCACUUACCCAGAGGAGGUGGGAGGUGAGAGCGAGUGGAUUAAGUGCCUGAUUCCCACCGCCCACCCCUCUGUCCAGCUGAGACGUGAGAGUGGCCGUGGGCAUCCCCACCCCCUCCCCCGCAACCCGGCCACCGUCAGUCCCUGACCCCUCAUUGCUAUGCUCCCCUCAGAAAGAUGGGUGUCCCCCAAGCAUCCUGCUGUGCUGGGGCGUGGGGGCAGGGUCUGGGGAAACUGGUGUGCACCCCCCAACGCCUCCUCUGCCAGUGCCUUACAUCCUGGAGCGACACCCCCUCCCUGGUGCCUCAGCCCAAAGGGGGACUACGGUUUGCACUUUUAUCUCCCCCCAAAGUGGGCACAGCCGGGGAGGUGCAUUGCAGCAGGGCCCCCAGAAGGGCGGCAAUCCUGGACGGGGCGGAGGUUCUGGUGGAGGGGGUGCCCGCACCUCUGGGCCCCUGCGGCUGCAUAGGGGACCUCCAUCUGCUAAGCAUUUUCCGUUGAGCCGCUCCAAAAACACUAAGCUGGGGACACCGGGUGCCCCCCACCCCGGCUCCCCAGCCCCAUCCCACCCCCACCCCAGGUGGCCAUCUUGAGUGGGGGGCCUAGGAGGGAGUGUUAGGUGUUGUAGGGUAACCAGGCCCAAACACAGAUCCCUCCCGGCCCCUCCUCUUGAGCCCCCUGGCGGCCUCCAGCCUCCAUGCCUGGCGCUGAGGAAUAUCUACCCACCAUGACCCGCCCCGGGCCUAGGCCAAAGCUGGUGCCCUGAGCAGGGCCUCCGCCUCAUCUGCUCCCAGCCUGGCCCUCAGCUCCUUCUCUUGCUACCCCCGGGCCUGGCCAGCCUCCCGCCACUUCCAGAAACCGGACUUUCCUCCCAAACCAGCCCGAGGGGCUUGGCGAACCCACUUGGUCAUAAAGAGAAAGUUCCAAGACCCUCCCCCGCCCUCCCUCCCAUUGACCAGAGGGGUUCAAGACCCCUGGGCCCAUCCGUGGGUCCCCAGGGCCCUGCAGGUGGCCGCCGGGGGCCGAAGCAUGGGCCGUUGGUUGGGAGGGCGGAGGGGGGGGUCACGCAGCUAGGGUAUCCGGAAGCUUAGCCGGGAACCUUAGGGUGCAGGUAGGCGUGGUAGGGGAGGGGGCACCUGGCAGCCCCCAGCGACCUAACUUGCAUGGUGCUUAGUCGAGGACUCCUGUGGCCUGGCUCCUGCUGCCAGCUCACUGCAGCUGGCACUGCAUGGCAGACUCUACCUGGCUCUGUCUCCCAGCCCCAGCCCCACUACUCCCCUCCUCUUUAAAAAAAAAAAAGAUACAAAAAAAAUACCCUUAAAAAAGUCCAUGUUUCCUAAUUUGCACGAAAUUUUCUACCACAUGAUGUGCCUUGCCUUCCGAAAAUAAGUAUUACCUUUAAACAAUAUCAGCGCAAAGGUAGCUGCAUGCCCUGCUCGUGUAGUUAAAAAGAAAAAGACAAAACAAUGACAUGAAAUAAAAAGUAAAAAUGGAAAA